Striga hermonthica is the source of this 1194-nucleotide messenger RNA. The record is from the annotation of a GenBank genome assembly. NCBI's taxonomy places the organism in Eukaryota, Viridiplantae, Streptophyta, Magnoliopsida, Lamiales, Orobanchaceae.
AUGGAUGGGUUAAUUAAGGAACUGGUUAACGUAGCAUUGGAUCCCAUCGGAGGUCGUGAUGGAGACGAAAGCCGUGCGCAGGACGAUCGCGAUCAGAGGGACGAACGAUCCAGAUCGAGCUGGGCGCAGGUGGUGUCUGGUGAGGGAGAUGACCGUGACGGUUCGAGUUCCGACGCAGAUUACAACGCUGGAGCUUGGAACAAGAGAAAUGAUGGCAAGCAUCCCAUGACACAGGAACAAAGCUACCGAAGAAAUGAUGAGUGGAAUUCAAGAAAAUCGUCCCGCGCAGAGGAAGCCAAAAAUAAUGAUGGUUGGGAAACUGUCGGGAGGAAGCAUCCAAGACAGCAACACAAGAUACAUAGGGACCAGUGGAGCAAUUACAAGCGGCCUCCUAACGAGCAAGAAUACUCAAGUGAUGCUGAGUACGGCGCUGACACAGAACCCUCACAACGAGAGCUUUCUGAUCUCUCGGAGGCUCUUAACAGACUGUGGGAGCUUGAUGGAAACCGUUUAGUACCUGGAAAGGAUUAUGAGAUUGAUUGUGGUGAGGGAAAGAAGGUUUACCAGAAGGAAGACAUGGCAGAAGGAAGCCUAUUUUCCUGGCUGAAUGAAGAAAUAUUCAGGAGGCCUACUUAUUCUCGCUUCUGUUGUCUUCUUGAUAACUAUAAUCCACAUCAAGGGUAUAAAGAAGUUGUAACAUCAGAAGAAAGACAAGAAGAAGAAGCAUUUAUUGAAGAGAUCAGCCGAACUUCACCAAUCAAAUAUCUUUACAAGUAUCUUUUAGCCAAGGGAAUUGUAUCUGGGAAUUAUCAAGAAUUUAAGAGCAAGAUGUUAAGUCUCUGGUUUGAUCUUUGUGGCCGAGGUGGUACAUCUAGCUGUUCUUCUGCUUUUGAACAUGUUUUUGUUGGAGAAAUCAAACGUGGAGAGCAAGAAGUCUCUGGAUUUCAUAAUUGGAUUCAGCCUGAUUCAGAAACACAGUUGCUUACCAUUCAGUUUGAAUGGAAUGGUGUUCUGAAGUCGGUUUCAAGCACGCUAAUUGGGGUGAGUCCCGAGUUUGAAAUUGCUAUUUAUACUCUAUGCUUCUACCUUGGGGGAGAAGAUAACCAUGUUCAACUUGGUCCUUACCCUGUGAACAUUAAGUGCUAUCGUCUCGGGAACAAAAUUGGGUCGGCUUUUCCAGUGGCAGAAUCUUAA